AUGACCGUCCCCAACAUUGGGGACAUCUUGGUGCUGUCGCAGAAGGCUUGGAAGAUUGGACGCACCUUUUCUGCUUGCCAAAAGAAUGCGCCAGUGGAGCUUCAAUAUGUUGAGACGGAAAUCGGCAGCCUCGCAAAAUCAUUGGCAUCGUUGGCAGAGACGCUGCACGCGGAGUCCGUGCGGCAGUUGUUACAGGACGCUGACCAGGAAAUAAAAUAUGGCGUUGGUACCAUCCUAAGGUCUUGUCAACGGACAGUAGAUGAUCUUGACUCGCUGAUCGACCAAUACCAAGUCAUCAAGAAGCACCGCACAGUUGGAGGGUUCGCAAUUGAGCGCUCGUGGAGCGAUCUGGUAUUAGCCUCAUACAGGACGAUGAUCUGGACUCCCGAAGGCGGAAACCUCGCAGAUCUGAAAGAGAUCAAGUCUAUGGCUCGUAUGGACAGCACCGUCAUACCAAUCGCAGAGCGAAUCGAUAACAUGCACCACUUGGCUGGAAGCAUCGAUCAGCAGCUUGACGAAGUACAUCGUAUGGUAGAGGACCUAAUGAUUGCACCACACACUUCACAUGUGCCACCCGUACCAGCAAAGAACCCUGCGCGUUCACCGACCACCGAAAACGCCGACCCAUUGAGCCAAACUCGCGGUUCGCUCGUCGAAUACUCGCACCGGAUAAACCAGGACGACCCCAGAGACGUCGAAAUGAUCCAGGCUUCUGAAGAGUGCAGAAUCGCCGUAGUACGGAAACGCGUAACCGACUCUGAGACGAAGGCAGUGCGCGUCGUGACAUCCGUAUGGGCGUUUAGCGACGACAACACCACCCGCGUGGAGCUACGUAUGGAAGACGACCAGAUGUACAUACCGUACUCCAGCUACUUCAACCCAGCCAAAGCCUCCAUCACAGUCCUCUGCGAGCUCAUAUUUCACGAUGUCAAACACGGCAAUCGGCCAGUGCGUGUAGAAAAGACUAGCUGGGUCAACUACGUCUUUGACUCACCACAAGCGGCCGCACUCUUCCAAAACGAACUAAUGGGCCGCAUCCUCCUUGCGACAUUCCGCACAGAGAAAACAAUGCGCAUCCACGAAGGCCUCUCCAAAUCCUUCUCCUACGCCGAGCAAAUGUGCGGCCUGGAGAACCUCCGCGUCUGGGAAGACAACGACACAGGCGCCAUCAUCGCCCUAAUCCAUUUCUCCGCCGACUUCCGAAAUGGCUACCUAGCCUUCUACCUCAACUCCUCCGUCAACCCUAUCAAAGUGAAAGACGGUGGGGACAGAGAGGUCAAGAUCAAAGGGCUGAGAGUGCCGAUUGAUCGGGGCGAUCGCGCGAUGAGGAAGGACAGUUUUGCAGAAGCUGCCACUGCUUCUGUUACAGGGAAAGGCAAGGAGAAAGUGGGGGCUGGGAAGAGUGUGGACAAGGGGAAGGUUAUCAGCGGGGCGAAGAUAGAGUUUGCGACGGAGAUGGAGAAGAGGGAGUUUUUGGAGAUGUGUAGCGAGAUGCAGAGGGAGUUGAUUGAGUUGCCGGAUUUGUUGGGGGUUAAUUGA
This is a messenger RNA of Alternaria conjuncta, 1539 nucleotides long. RefSeq lists its product as uncharacterized. The record is from RefSeq and is a predicted model, not a curated record. NCBI's taxonomy places the organism in Eukaryota, Fungi, Ascomycota, Dothideomycetes, Pleosporales, Pleosporaceae. The transcript is spliced from 4 exons. The coding region runs from base 1 to 1539 and encodes 512 amino acids.